CACUGGCCAUUUCUCUACAGACCUGGAAACAGCAGGGCCGAGUGUCUCCUCCAAGUCAUUGAGGCUUGUGGGGCUGGCAGCCUCCUGGAGCAGGGGUUUGGGUAGUCCAGCAACCGAAGUUCGUGUGGAGUUGGGCUGCAGCAGCUGAGCUGAGAAGCACCUCUGGCAGAACAACAACCACUUCUGGCUCCAUUCAGCUGCCCCUGGUUCCCAUGGAGAGCUCAGAUGUGGAACUGGACCUCCAGCGGAGUGUGCAGGCUGUCCUUCGGGAGCUCAGUGCCCAGGGCCCAGCACUACAGAGCAACCAAGGCAUGUGGAGAUGGUCCUUGCACAAGAAGGUGGAGCGAGAUCCCAGUAAGAGCCCAACGCUGGUCCGGAUUCUGCUCAGAGAACUGGAAAAGGCAGAAGGCGAGGACUUCCGGCACGUCAUCAUCCCCUUGCUGCAUACUCUAAUGUACGUGCUCACCAAGGCCACAGGCAUCCCAGAAGAGCUCUACCAGAGGACCUAUGCCUUUUGCACAAGGCUCCUGACCCUGCCCGCCCCCUACUGCACAGUGGCCCUGGACUGCGCCAUCCGGCUGAAAACUGAGAUGACUGUCCCAGGCACGCUGUACCAAAGGCUGGUCAUCGCUGAACAGAACUUGGAGAGUGAGCUGUAUCCCUACCAGGAGAGAGUGUUCCUCUUCGUGGAUCCUGAGCUGGUCUCUCCUUCCGUGUGCAGUGCCCUGCUGCUGGAGCUUGAGGCGGCCCAGGAGCAGCAGACUCCAGAGGCCUGCAUGCGGCACAUCGUCGCCCACGCCCUGGAGGCGGCCCUGGGCCAGGCCUGCUGGGCAGGAGCUCUGCAAAAGAAGCUGCAGAACAGUCCCCGCCAUGCCCUGGUGCGCUAUUUUCACGCGGUGGUGACUGCGGUGGAGCAGACAGCCUGCGAACCCAACCCCAACCGGGAAGGCCUUCUGGAGCAGCUGGAGGAGAUUUACCGUUCAGUGUUAGGGCCGGUGGCAGCCUCCAGGGGGCGCUGCGGAGGUGACCACGUCCAAGAGCGGCCACCAAGCAUCCCUCUGCCCAGUCCAUACAUCACCUUCCACCUGUGGACAGAUAAGGAGCAGCUCUGGAAGGAGCUGGUGCUUUUCCUGCGUCCGAGGUCCCAGCUGCGGCUCAGCGUCGACUUGGAGGCCCUGGACUUGCAGGGCCUUGCCCCCGACCGGCGGCUGGCCCGGGUGUCGGUGCUGUCCACUGACAGUGGCAUCGAGCGGGACCUUCCCACGGGCACUGACGAGCUGCCUGACGCCCCCAGCCCGGAGUUGGAGCGGGUGGGGCUGCAGCGCAAAGGAGGCAUUAAGAAGCGGGCCUGGCCUCCCUACAUCUUGAUGCCCAGCAGCUGGGACGGGCCCCCAGGGCUGCACAGGAGGACAGGCUGGCCCAGUGGGGAUGGGGAGCUGCUGCCAGGAGUCUCGAGGCUACACACCGCCCGGGUGCUGGUGCUGGGGGAUGACCGGAUGCUGGGGCGCCUGGCCCAGGCCUACCACAGCCUCAGGAAACGGGACACCCAGAAGUUCUGCCUCACCCCCAGACUCAGCCUGCAGCUCUACUACAUCCCUGUGAUGGCUCCCAAGAAGCUGGUGGCACCCAUGAAUUCUGAACUGGGAGAGCUGGCUGCGUUCCUGGGCUGUGCAGACCCGUGGUAUGAGAGAACCGUCAACACCCUGUGUCCUGCCAUCCACAAGCUGGCGGAGAUGCCUCCCAACCUGGGCACAUCCCGGACUGUGGAUCCCUUCAUCCUGGAUGUAAUCACUUACUAUGUUCGCAUGGGCACCCAACCCAUCUAUUUCCAGAUCUACACAGUCAAGAUCCUUUUCAGUGACCAGAGCCAAGACCCUACUGAGGACAUUUUUCUGACUGAGCUGAAGGUGAAGAUCCAAGACUCCAAAUUCCCCAAAGAUGGUUCUACACCCAGGAGGAGAGGUGUGGCCGAGGGCCCGGGAGCAGAGCUCUCCAUCUGCUAUCAGAAGGACCUGCUCAGUCACAGAACUCGAGAGGUCACCCUUUCCCUACGGGCCACUGAGUUGGUUCUAAAGACCCUUCCAGCCAAUGACACAGAAGUUCCAGGGUCCACCCACUGCCCCCCGACGGCUGCUCACGUUACAGACCGAACAUGUCUGAAUGUCAGUGUGACUGAGGUUGUCAAGUCCUCCAACCUGGCAGGAAGGUCUUUCUCUACAGUGACAAACAACUUCCGGACAGCCAACAUCCAGAUCCAGAGCCAGGACCAGAGGCUUCUGACCUUGCUGCUGGACAAAGACAGCCAGCGCACCUUCAGGGAUGUUGUCAGACUCGAGGUCACUCCCUGCCCAGAGCCAUGUUCUGGGGCCCAGAAGUCCAAGGCACCAUGGCCUGGUUUACAGAAGGAGGUGGAAAGGACAACAGCCAAGCCCAAACCCCUGCAAAUGCCCAUCAACACAUUCUCCGGCAUCAUCCAGUGAGGACAGAAGGGACAGCAGAAGAGCAGAGCCUAUGGGCAGCAGGCCCAAAAGGAAGGAUACACUACCCCCACCACCCCCAAACACUCACACUGACUGCUAGAGUGAGCCCCCUCCCCAGAGACUACUACCUAAACUGGGAGCCAGCAGGUUGCCGUGGGGCACAGGUGCUAAGCAGGGUGAUGGAACAGGGUUAUACAGGAAGGCCAAAGGAUGGCCCUGGCAAAGCUGUAUACACACAUGCCAGCUACUUUCACAGAUGUCCACUCUUUGUUUUUAACCUCUGAUUCCCACCUCCCCAAUUCAAGCUCCCUGCCUGGAUCUUAAAACCAAGAGCUGCUGUUUGGGCCAGGAUCCUGUGGCCUGGAAGGAAAGGGAAUGCAGGUAAUGACAGCUGCACCUUCUCCCUUCAGAGUCUGGCUCUCUCCCUGUCUCAGGCCAUUGUCCACCCAGGGCUAGGCAGGUUUCACUCCAGGUUAAAAGGUAAAUGUCAGAGUCAAUAAAUGCACACUAAAGUCAUUCUGCUUUCA
This is a messenger RNA of Erinaceus europaeus (western European hedgehog), 3007 nucleotides long. It is a transcript of the gene PIK3R6, whose product is annotated as phosphoinositide-3-kinase regulatory subunit 6. Gene Ontology annotation, biological process: G protein-coupled receptor signaling pathway; positive regulation of MAP kinase activity. The record is from RefSeq and is a predicted model, not a curated record. The transcript has 20 exons. Gene Ontology annotation, cellular component: phosphatidylinositol 3-kinase complex, class IB. The coding region runs from base 213 to 2480 and encodes 755 amino acids. Gene Ontology annotation, molecular function: 1-phosphatidylinositol-3-kinase regulator activity. Lineage: Eukaryota; Metazoa; Chordata; Mammalia; Eulipotyphla; Erinaceidae.